AUGGCAGCAGCAGCCCAGGUCGCGUCGCUGGCCGGCGUCAUCGCCACGAUUGCGCGCUGUGACAGCCUCAUUGCGCCGCUCGUGAGCUUUCUCGCGCUAUCGCAGCGUCUGCCUGUCGCCGACCUCUGGCCGUCCCUGCGCGCUUCGGCCUGGCUCUCUCACCGUGACGUGUUUAUGGAUGGUCUGCGCCUCCUCGCGCUGCCAUUGCCGCUCUCGCUCGAUACGUGGCAGGCAGUCGACACGCUGCGAAUGCAUGCGUCGCAGGUCAUCGCAUGCUUCCCGGCGCAGCGCAGGAAGUUGACCUAG
Saprolegnia diclina VS20 is the source of this 306-nucleotide messenger RNA. RefSeq lists its product as hypothetical. Bases 1 to 306 code for a protein of 101 amino acids. NCBI's taxonomy places the organism in Eukaryota, Oomycota, Saprolegniomycetes, Saprolegniales, Saprolegniaceae. The transcript is spliced from 3 exons. The record is from RefSeq and is a predicted model, not a curated record.